This is a messenger RNA of Chlorocebus sabaeus (green monkey), 3254 nucleotides long. NCBI's taxonomy places the organism in Eukaryota, Metazoa, Chordata, Mammalia, Primates, Cercopithecidae. The record is from RefSeq and is a predicted model, not a curated record.
AGCCUCGACAGCUAUGGCGCAGAUGAGAGGUUUGCCAGGGCGUGACCUUAGGUGGGCAGCAGCUGCUGUGAGCACACCCAUUCCACAGCACUCACCGCAGCCCCCAGCCUCCAGGCAGUGGCCCCAGCCAUCCUUCCCUUAGCCACUCCUGUCCCCUGCCAGCAGGAGCCUCUGGCCUGGCCUCCACUCCCUGCUUGCCAUUCCCUGGCCUGGAGCCUGUCUCCUGCGGGGUCCCUCCAGGCGAGGCUGCCUGGGCUCAGGGUGGCUCUGGGCUCGGGUGUGCUGCCUGCCAGUGUGUAGCCAUCAGGAGGCUCUGGCUUCCCAGUUCCACAUCCCAGGCUCCCUUUCCUGGCCAUGACCAGAUGAGCUGCUGGGAAUCUGGACUGAGUGUGUUCCAACUUUGCCUUAGUUUCCCUAAGGAAGCUAAGAUAAUGCAAUGAUGGGCUAUUCCCUUUCUUCGCCCUAGUGUUAGCUGGGAGAUUCCCCUGUCAGCUCCCUGACGCAGGGCCUCCUGCCUGGGUUAGGGUCUGGCCCUGAUGACACAGUGCAGGCCACACCCUGGGUCACCUGCCUGGGAUGUCUCCCUGCCCCGGCAGGCAAGUGAAGGCUAGGGGGUGGCUAUUGGCGCUUGAUGAACUUAGCAAGAUAAUCCAGCCAUCGUCGCCUCCCAGAGCCUCCUGCCUUCUCUCGGGCUGCUGCCCAGUGGCUAGGGCCCAGCACCCCAGCUGGGUGGCCAUCUGCUGAUGUGCCAUCCUGCCUGCAGAUCUGGUGGCUGGAUCCAGAGCUGACCUAUGGCUGCGCCAAGCCCUUCGUCUUCACCCAGGGCCACUCCGUGUGCAACCGCUCCUUCUUCCCGUGCUUUGAUACGCCUGCUGUGAAGUGCACCUACUCUGCCGUCGUCAAGGCGCCAUCGGGGGUGCAGGUGCUGAUGAGUGCCACCCAGAGUGCGUACAUGGAGGAAGAAGGCGUCUUCCACUUCCACAUGGAACAUCCCGUGCCCGCCUACCUCGUGGCCCUGGUGGCCGGAGACCUCAAGCCAGCAGACAUCGGGCCCAGGAGCCGCGUGUGGGCCGAGCCGUGCCUCCUACCCACGGCCACCAGCAAGUUGUCGGGCGCAGUGGAGCAGUGGCUGAGUGCAGCUGAGCGGCUGUAUGGGCCGUACAUGUGGGGCAGGUACGACAUUGUCUUCCUGCCCCCCUCCUUCCCCAUCGUGGCCAUGGAGAACCCCUGCCUCACCUUCAUCAUCUCCUCCAUCCUGGAGAGCGAUGAGUUCCUGGUCAUCGAUGUCAUCCAUGAGGUGGCCCACAGCUGGUUUGGCAAUGCUGUCACCAAUGCCACGUGGGAAGAGAUGUGGCUGAGCGAGGGCCUGGCCACCUAUGCCCAGCGCCGCAUCACCACCGAGACCUACGGUGCUGCCUUCACCUGCCUGGAGACUGCUUUCCGCCUGGAUGCCCUGCACCGGCAGAUGAAGCUUCUGGGAGAGGACAGCCCGGUCAGCAAACUGCAGGUCAAGCUGGAGCCAGGAGUGAAUCCCAGCCACCUGAUGAACCUGUUCACCUACGAGAAGGGCUACUGCUUCGUGUACUACCUGUCCCAGCUCUGCGGAGACCCACAGCGCUUUGAUGACUUUCUCCGAGCCUACGUGGAGAAGUACAAGUUCACCAGUGUGGUGGCCCAGGACCUGCUGGACUCCUUCCUGAGCUUCUUCCCGGAGCUGAAGGAGCAGAGCGUGGACUGCCGGGCAGGGCUGGAAUUCGAGCGCUGGCUCAAUGCCACAGGCCCGCCACUGGCUGAGCCGGACCUGUCUCAGGGAUCCAGCCUGACCCGACCCGUGGAAGCCCUUUUCCAGCUGUGGACCGCAGAACCCCUGGACCAGGCAGCUGCCUCAGCCAGUGCCAUUGACAUCUCCAAGUGGAGGACCUUCCAGACAGCACUCUUCCUGGACCGGCUCCUGGAUGGGUCCCCGCUGCCACAGGAGGUGGUGAUGAGCCUGUCCAAGUGCUACUCCUCCCUGCUGGACUCGAUGAACGCUGAGAUCCGCAUCCGCUGGCUACAGAUCGUGGUCCGCAACGACUACUAUCCUGACCUCCACAGGGUGCGGCGCUUCCUGGAGAGCCAGAUGUCACGCAUGUACACCAUCCCGCUGUACGAGGACCUCUGCACCGGUGCCCUCAAGUCCUUCGCGCUGGAGGUCUUCUACCAGACGCAGGGCCGGCUACACCCCAACCUGCGCAGAGCCAUCCAGCAGAUCCUGUCCCAGGGCCUGGGCUCUAGCACAGAGCCUGCCCCAGAGCCCAGCACGGAGCUGGGCAGGGCUGAAGCAGACACAGACUCAGACGCACAGGCCCUGCUGCUUGGGGAUGAGGCCCCCAGCAGUGCCAUCUCUCUCAGGGACGUCAAUGUGUCUGCCUAGCCCUGUUGGCAGGCUGACCCUCGACCUCCCAGACACCACAAUUGUGCCUUGUGUGGGCCAGGCCUGCCAUGACUGCGCCUAUGGCUCUGGCCAUGAGCUCUGCCCAGGCCCACAAGCCCCUCCCCUGGGCUCUCCCAGGCAGGGAGAAUGGGGAGAGGGACCUCCUUGUGUCCGGCAGAGAUCUGUGGACCUGGCCUCCCCACUCCCAGCUCUCUUGCACUGCAGGCCCUGGGGCCAGCCCGCACACGCCAUGCCUCCUGUCUCAACACUGACAGCUGUGCCUAGCCCCGGAUGCCAGCACCUGCCAGGUGCUGCCCCUGGGGCAAGGGCCCCAGCAGCCCUACGGUGACCGCCACACUGUGCCUUACGUCUGCCAGGGGCCCGGGCUGUGCUGUGUCUGCGUCCCUGCAGCACGCCUCCUUGCAGGGAUCUGAGCCACCCUCCCCGCACAGCCCUGCACCCCGCCCCUGGGGUUGGCAGCCUCAGUUGGCCCCUGGCAGAGGAACAAGGACACAGACAUUCCCUCAGUGUGGGGGCAGGGGACACAGGGAGAGGACAGUUGUCCCUGGGGAGGGCCCCCUGGCCCCAGGCAACCUUAGCCCCUCAGAACAGGGAGUCCCAGGACCCAGGGGGAGUGUGGGGAGCCUGUCUCUUGUGGCUUCCUGGGGUGGGAGGCAGAUGGGCACAGCAAUACCCUAGGGAAAGUGGGAGGUGGUGCUGGUGCUCUCUCUAGGCCCACCAUGCUGGGAGAGGCGGAUGGGGCCUGGGGCUCCAGCCUGGGACUGCUGCGAUGGGGUAUCACGGUGAUGGUCCCAUUAAAACUUCCACUCUGCAAACCUGA